Molecule: messenger RNA, 984 nt
Organism: Diaporthe citri
Lineage: Eukaryota; Fungi; Ascomycota; Sordariomycetes; Diaporthales; Diaporthaceae
Exons: 4
Coding region: 1-984 (327 amino acids)
Cellular component (GO): membrane
Source: RefSeq, a predicted model, not a curated record
AUGAGCGCAAACGGCGAGAGUGACAGCAUCAACUACUGGAUUUACGAGCCAAAUAAGGGCGCGCCCGUGUUCUUCGCCGUGGCCUUUGCAUUUUCGGGGCUCUGGCAGCUAUGGCAAGGCCACUACUACAAAUGCUGGCAUGUGACGUGGCACUACGCCUCGUGCGCGGCCAUAUUUACGGCGGGCUUCAUCACCAGGGAGAUCGGGGCACCACUGUACGAGGCGGCCAACUACCACAUCCUGGGCCGUGUGCUCUUCUACGUUCCGUACCACUCCCCAAUCCACCCGGGCCGCGUGUGGACGACGUUCGCGAUGCUCGCGGCGGUAGUCGAGUCCCUGAGCGGUGUGGGCGCGUCGUACUCGGCCAACGUGUCCCUGCCGGCCUCGAUGCAGGACACGGGCAAGGUUCUCAUGAAGGCGGCGCUGAUCCUGCAGCUGGUCAUCGUCAACACGUUCGUGGUGCUCGCCGUGACGUUCCACCGGCGGUGCCUCAAGGCCGGCAUCCACAACCGCAGCGUCAACGGCCCGAUGCUCACGCUGUACAUCAGCACGGCGCUCAUCGAGGCGCGCACCAUCUACCGCACCGUCGAGUACUUCGGCCUCGCGGGCGUGCGGUUCCACAAGGGCAUGGACCUGGGCGAGUGGCCGCCAGAGUACCGGUACGAGUGGUUCUUCUACGUGUUCGAGGCGAUGCUCAUGCUCGCCAACGCGUUGCUGUGGAACUUCCGCCACUCGAGGAAGUACCUCCCCGCCAACACCAAGGUGUUCCUCAGCGCGGACGACGGCGUGACCGAGAUCGAGGGCCCCGGCUACAAGGACAGCAGGUCGUUCGUCGCGACCCUGCUGGACCCGUUUGACUGGUACGGGCUCGUGACGGGCCGCGACAAGAAGGACCGGUUCUGGGAGGGCGGUGACCGCCAGGGCGGGCGCGAGGUGGCUGUUGCCAAGGGCGAGGCCAAGUCGGCUGGCCACGAGAUUGCCUGA